UCGCUACUACCAUAUGACUUUUCUACAAGACGCGAAAAAAUUACAUAUAAUUUAGGGAAUUCAAAGUAAGUUUUAGUACACUUGUACUCUAUAUGGAUCUGUUAUUUCCAAUAAGUACGAUUCAGGAUUUAAAACCGCAUCGGAUCGAUGUUGUAACAGCGCCCAAAAUGGCGGGCAUCCCGGUGGAAUUCGAUGAGACAGUAGUCAAUCAGUUUAGCUGCAAACGUUGCGACCGCACGUUUAAAAGUAAACGCGAUCAAACGCUCCAUCGCCAGGAGGUGCACAAUCAUAACAAAACUACCUACGAAUGCAAACUGUGCGCCAAAAAUUUCUGCAACAGCGGCAAUCUGGAUCGCCACAUGAAGGUCCAUAACGAUGUGCGUCCCUUUGUAUGUAACAUAUGCUCGAAGGCGUUUGCACAGGCAGUCAACCUGCAGCGACACUAUGCCGUACACAGUGGCGAGCGUCCAUAUCAGUGCACCUUCUGCAAUAAAUCCUUUACCCAGCAAAGCAAUAUGAAACGCCACAAAAUGACACACACGGGCGAGAAGCCGUUUCGAUGCCAGCGCUGUGGCCGCUACUUCUCGCAAUUGGUCAACCUCAAGAAGCACAAGCUGGGCCAUUUGAAUGCCAAACCGUAUCAGUGCAACUAUUGUGAGAAGGGCUUUACACAGCUCUCCAAUUUCAAGCGUCAUCUGCAGUCACACAUAAAAGAGGGCGUCGAUGUCGAUGUGGCCGGUGCAAUACAACAGGCAACGGCUCUAGCACGGGAGCGUCUAGAGGCCGAGCAGAAACCUAGCUUCUUUGAAUGCAUGAUUUGCCGUGCCAUUUUCGAAACAUUUGGCGACUAUGAGAAGCAUGAGGGCAAGUGCCAUGUCGAUCAUGAACGCUCCCAGAUAGAGGUUAAUCAAAUGUCGCAUAUGCAUGCGGAUGACUACUUGCCGAUGAAGUUUUCGGUGCCCGAUCUGGAUACGCACGAGAUCAUUAUUGAGACUACACAUUAAUGCUAUAUACCGAUACCUACACCAACACCUACAAACACACCAAUACACACACUCACAACACAAGGUCAAAUACAGC
Molecule: messenger RNA, 1080 nt
Organism: Drosophila navojoa
Lineage: Eukaryota; Metazoa; Arthropoda; Insecta; Diptera; Drosophilidae
Biological process (GO): regulation of transcription by RNA polymerase II
Cellular component (GO): nucleus
Molecular function (GO): RNA polymerase II transcription regulatory region sequence-specific DNA binding; DNA-binding transcription factor activity, RNA polymerase II-specific
Source: RefSeq, a predicted model, not a curated record